Messenger RNA from Priceomyces carsonii, 192 nucleotides. RefSeq lists its product as uncharacterized. The coding region runs from base 1 to 192 and encodes 63 amino acids. The transcript has a single exon. The record is from RefSeq and is a predicted model, not a curated record. NCBI's taxonomy places the organism in Eukaryota, Fungi, Ascomycota, Pichiomycetes, Serinales, Debaryomycetaceae.
AUGGGUGAUAAAGACCAUCAUAAAUUAAACCAAGCUAAAGACAUCGCAGUUUCUGUAGCCGGGGGCGUUGGCGGAGGCUCGAUCGCAAAUCACUUGGGAUUGGGACAAGCAGGAGGAAUAGCCUCUUCCGUUGCUGGGUCAAUUGGAGCAAAUAAAGCAGAGCAUAAGGCAGAAAACGAAGCAAAGAAGUGA